UAUAGAAAUGGUUUUUCUUCUUUCUCUAUGGCUUCGAGACAACCAUACAGAAGUUCAAUUCUGCCGCAGAUUGUUGACAAGUCACCACGAGAUGCUAUUCCUAGUGAUUUCUUGAAAUGGCGUUCGCUUGGUUCAGUUCGGACAUCAAAAUUUGCCUCUGGCUUCACCCCGUUGAAGCAAAAGCCUUUGGACUCUAUUAUUGACCUGGAAAGGGCAAAGCACAAAUCAGCUGAAGAGCUAGCUGAAAUUUGGGAUGACUAUCACUUGGGAAGAGGUCACAUUGCAGCAUUGAUGAAAGCUAGUUUAUAUAAGCUCUUGGAGCAAAGAGCUUCAAGUUGCCGGUAUUUUGUGAUUCCGCUAUGGAAGGGAAGUGGUUACACAACGAUGUUUGUGCAAGUGCAGGCGCCACACAUGCUAAUCACAGGUCUUGAAGAUUACAAAGCAAGAGGAACUCAAGCUACGCCAUACUUCACGGUUACUUACUACACCGAAUUUACUGAAAGCAAGGAUCUCGUUCUUAUUCGAGGGGACAUUGUCUUUACUAGCAAGCUCACGGACUCCGAGGCAACAUGGCUUCUGGACACUGCACAAUCGUUUUACUUGAACGAUGUCAGGUACAAACUAGUCGAGCGCUUCAACAAAGAAACCAGAGAGUUUGAGUUCAAAGAUGUUUUACAGACUUUGGAGAUGCCUAUAUUGUGAUUCAAAUCUCCAAUUUUCUGUCGUAAGCUAAGUUCGAUGCUGCAACCAGGUCGGAUUCUCCGUAACUACACUACUUUUGGAGAAUCCGACAUGCGCGUGUUGACAUUUUUGAAGAGUCCGAGCAACCAUGAUCAUUCAGAAAUCAGCAACAGCAGGCAUAUAGUUUUAUAUGUGUCUGUCCAGCAUAAUGAUUGUAUUACAUUAGCUUAACAAUCUUUUAUAAUUUUGAUUUCA
This is a messenger RNA of Capsicum annuum, 936 nucleotides long. RefSeq names its product ATP synthase mitochondrial F1 complex assembly factor 1. Lineage: Eukaryota; Viridiplantae; Streptophyta; Magnoliopsida; Solanales; Solanaceae. Gene Ontology annotation, biological process: mitochondrial proton-transporting ATP synthase complex assembly. Gene Ontology annotation, cellular component: mitochondrion. The record is from RefSeq and is a predicted model, not a curated record.